CUCUACCUUUUGGUUUUUAUUCCGGAAUUAUAACAUUUUGUUCUUAUUUUAGUGACAAGGACUUACUUCCAGUUUUGAAUUGAAAAAGAGUAGUAUGUUGGGCAUUUUCAGUACUUGUAUGAAUUGUUUUACCUUUUAACAUGAUUGAUUCCUCAAAAUAGACGGAUUGUUAGUCAGUCCAGUAUUCUAGGAUUGUAUUUUAAUGAAAUUAACGCCGAAAAAAUUAACACCAGACGUUGAAAUGUUUUGGCGCUGAGCGUAGAUUAAAUUUUUUCAAGUAUUUAGCCAAGUAAGGCGAGACUAUGGUUCAUGACAGAAAAUUGGAGAAGAGCAAUAAGAUACUUAGAAUCAAGAGUGUCCAUGGACGGAAUAUCAGCGUGGUUAGGGAAGUAUACAGGAGAGAGGAUGUACCCUGUCAGAGUCAGCUAUGUCUUAGUGACUGUCAGAAUGUUUCAGGUGAAAGUGGACUAAGUUUGCUCCCUGCAGAUACAAACCAUUACCUUGUCCCGGACUGUCAGGUAGCUCGAGAAUUCCUGGAAAUCCUGGAGAAUCCCGUGGUUACAGGAAUCAUAUUCUUGCAAACUGUGGUUCAUUCAGUUCAGCAUGAAGGAAGUAGACGUUUAUACAAUAGACUAAGAAAUCUUGUCAAGGACAAGCGCAAAGCUUCCAUUAUAUUCCAUAAUGAAUUCCAGAAGUAUGCAUACUGUGAGAGAGAACAGGAAGAAUCACUCACUGAAUGGCAGACAAGGAGUACCUAUACAGCUGCAGAGUGGUUUUUUCAUCACCUUGCUGGACAGAAGCCCAUCAUUAUGGUGACCAAUGACAAACAGGCCAUUGAGACAUAUGGAAACAAGACACUUAAUGUGUUUGUCCUGUCUCUGGAGGAGUAUCUGAGAAAAUUCUGGCAGGCUCACAUACCAGAGGUUAUGGAGCUGUACGAUUCAUUAACAGCAUCCUUAGAAACAAAGGUCAAAGAGAAAGACUACAGGGGUUAUUUACCAGUGGACAUUUUAGAAGCCGGUGUAAAGUCAGGAAGAUUUGUGCUGGGUCACAUCAAUGUAAACAAGAACAAUGCGGGACAAGAGGCCUUUGUCAAACAGAAGAGGUCUUUAGAGACUGACAUGCCUGAUAAGGAAGAUGAUAGGGAUAUACUGAUACAUGGAAUGUCCUGCAGAAACAGAGCUAUCCAUGGUGACUUAGUUGUCGUGGAGAUGUUACCGAGGUCAGAGUGGAGAGGAAGGUCAAAUGUCAUCAAGGAAAGUCAAGAAGUGGAAGAGGGUGAGGAUGACAGUGCCUCUGACUGUAACGUCAUGCCGACCGGUCGAGUGGUGGGAAUCCAGCAACGGAACUGGAGGGAGUAUGUGGCCUCAUUCUCUCCUGACGAGAAAGUAAGUGAAAAAGGAGGGAAAGUGCUAGUCAUUCCAUGGGACUACCGCAUUCCAAAGAUCCGCAUCAGCACAAAGCAAGUCGAGAAACUGAAGGACCAGAGAAUAGUUGUCAGAAUUGACUCUUGGGACAUCGACUCUCAGUAUCCUAAUGGACAUUUUGUGAAAACUCUUGGACCCAUUGGAGAUUUGGAGGCAGAGAUAUCAGCCAUCCUCCUGGAGAAUACAAUACAUGCUUCACAAUUUUCAGAAGCUCAGAAGAAAGAGCUCCCUGUGGACACCCCUGAGAACCCCUGGGGUAUAGAGGAGGCAGAAUUAAGUAAACGCUGUGAUUUACGUUCAUCUCAUUUAAUUUUCUCAAUUGAUCCAAAAGGCUGUGAAGAUGUGGAUGACACACUCUCUGUUAGAAACCUAGAGAAUGGUAACCUAGAGCUGGGAGUUCACAUCGCUGACGUGACCCACUUUGUGAGAUCCGGGUCCCUGACAGACACGGAGGCCAUGAGUCGGUCCACCACCGUGUACCUGGCGGACCGACGCUACGACAUGUUACCAGGAAUUCUGAGUGCCAACUUGUGUUCAUUAAUCAGUGGUGUUGAUAGGUAUGCCAUGAGUGUAAUGUGGGAGUUGGAUAAGAACUUUGAAGUGGUUGAUGUUUGGUAUGGGAAAACUAUCAUCCGUUCCAGUUAUAAACUAUUUUAUGAGAUGGCACAAGCAAUCAAUGAUGGCAUAGCCACAUCUGAGAUAGUAAAAAAUGUUCCAGAACUCCAAAAUUUGUCUGAAGGAGAGAUCAGCAACAGGGUUGAAGAGCUGAGAUCUGCUGUGUCAUUAUUAAUGAAAGUAGCUAGGCACCUCAAGGCAAGGAGAGUGUGUGGAGGAGCUCUAGAACUGACCAGUGUGGAGGUCCAAGUAGAGCUGACUGAGACAAAGAGUAUCGAGAACCUCACUCCUAAAGAUCACCUUGAAGUCCAUGACACCAUAGCAGAGUGUAUGAUUUUUGCAAACCACUGGGUGGCUAAGAAGAUAGUAGAAUCAUUCCCAAAUCAAGCCUUGUUAAGACACCAUCCCUUACCUAAGAGUGAGCAAUUUGAAAAUCUGAAAAACUGUGCCAAAUCCAAAGGUUUAGAAGUGAAAACCACAUCAAACAAAGAGCUGGCAGAGACACUAGAUAAUUGUGUGGAUCCAGGGGACCCUAUUGUCAAUAGGAUUCUCAGAAUGCUGGCUACUCAGGCCAUGUCUGUAGCUUCCUACUUCUCCACUGGUUCCCUGCCCCGGGACCAGUUUUUCCACUAUGGUUUGGCCUUGGAUUACUACACACACUUUACUUCACCCAUCAGAAGAUAUGCUGAUGUGCUGGUUCACAGACAAUUAAUGGCCGCCGUAUCAGGGGAGGACACAGAUAUGUUGCCUGGCAACCAGGAAUUGGAUGAGCUUUCUGAGCACAUCAAUCAUCAGCACAGGGCAGCCCAGAAUGCCCAGAGAGAUUCCCAGGAACUGUUCCAGUAUUUGUAUUUCAAACAGAAACAUUCCGAAGAUGAGUGCUGUUUGGCUGAUGCUAUCAUAUUUCAGCUCAGGGCCAAUGGUCUCAUGGUCUUUGUUCCAAGAUAUGGUAUAAAAGGACCCGUGUACUUGCGUAACAAAGAAGGGCAGGUUAUAUUUGUAUCAGGCUCUGGUCAGUCAGAGUGGACAAGUGGCAGCAUAACUAAGUCUGACCGGAGUAUCUGUGUUAACAGUGAGCUGGGUUCUCAAUCAUUCUGUUUACUGGAUCAUAUAACAGUAAGAGUAACACCACAGAGUUCCAGGUCCCAUGCCUCUUCUCUGAAACUUGAACUGAUGUCAACAGAAGGAUACGCCUUAGAUCAAGAACUCUCAGCAACGGAAAAGUCAGCAAAGAGCCAGAAACAGGCCAUAAUAAAGGAGGUGAUGGCGGUAGCUGAAGAGAAGCGAAGUCAGACCACCACAGAGGACCAGAGCGCGAGAUAUCAGGCACUGAAGGCCGAAUUCGGUCAGACUCCCGACAAUAAAAGCUUGUACUUAGUGUUUGAAAAAUUCAGUGAACUAGCUAAAAAGCCACUCAGUUAGCACAGAGAAACACUUAAUUCAAAUGUAUCAUCAAUUUUAUAUGAAUUUUCUAAAAAUUCAUGGGUAAUGUCAUGCUAUAGAAAAAAGUAGUCUGUCAAUUGAUUAUCAGACUUCAGAAAGUUUUUCUAUUGUAUACUUUAUAUUGUACUCUCCAAGGUAAUUUUGACAUUAAAAUGGCAAUGUUUUACCUAAGAUAAAUGAUAGAGUACAUGUGUCAUUCUAUUAUAUGUGAGAAAUUAUUAGCCUACCUUUGGCUUUUACAGACAUCUGUGUAAUAUUCUCUUAUCAGUAACAGGCAUAUACAGUAAAACUCGGUUAUAACGAAGUCACUGGGACCUAUGAAAUUACUUUGUUAUAUCCGUAAUUCGUUAUAUCCGUACAAGAAAUUCGUUAAAUUUAUAUAGCUGGGGAUCCAAGAUAACUUCGCUAUAACCGUAAAUUCGCAAUAUCCGUGUUCGUACUAACGGAGUUUUGCUGUACAUGUAUUGUAAAGUAUCCAUUAAUUAUCAUUAAUUAUGUAAAUGUCAUCAAUGAACUGAUGGAGUACUGAGUACAUGUACAUGUAUUUGUGAGAAGGCAGCUGCCAUAUUAACCUGUUUGAAUCAUGGCCUUUAUU
Messenger RNA from Saccostrea cuccullata (small rock oyster), 4080 nucleotides. RefSeq names its product DIS3-like exonuclease 1. Gene Ontology annotation, cellular component: cytoplasmic exosome (RNase complex). The coding region runs from base 303 to 3464 and encodes 1053 amino acids. NCBI's taxonomy places the organism in Eukaryota, Metazoa, Mollusca, Bivalvia, Ostreida, Ostreidae. The record is from RefSeq and is a predicted model, not a curated record. Gene Ontology annotation, molecular function: 3'-5'-RNA exonuclease activity; RNA binding. Gene Ontology annotation, biological process: rRNA catabolic process. The transcript has 22 exons.